Messenger RNA from Echinococcus granulosus, 423 nucleotides. RefSeq lists its product as hypothetical. The transcript has a single exon. The record is from RefSeq and is a predicted model, not a curated record. Bases 1 to 423 code for a protein of 140 amino acids. Lineage: Eukaryota; Metazoa; Platyhelminthes; Cestoda; Cyclophyllidea; Taeniidae.
AUGCUCAACCGCAGCGCCAUAAUAAGCUUCUACGGCAGCGAAAAUAGGAGACGAGGAAUUCACCCCGUCAUGAGGGCCUCCUCCACUUUCCAUGUCUGUCUGCUGUGUAUGUUUCUCGUCUCCUUCCAAAUUCACAGUGUACAGGGUGAGUUGGGAAGAAUUAGGCAUUCGUUUGAUGCCUUUCCCCUCCAAUACCGCGAGUGGGUCAAGUCUGUAGGCCCCAGCGCUGCGCAGAAACGGGAGCCUCAGACAAGUGGAUGGGAUUUAGCCGACGACUUGGGAACUUUGGAAUCCGGUGAAGAUUUUAAUGACAUUAACGAUGCCGUUCUAUCCUCGGAAAAGACAUCGCUCACACGAGAAGAAAUACAGAGAUAUCUGGCCCAAAUGAAGGCAUACUACCUGAAAAAUGGGAUGCCACGGUAG